This is a messenger RNA of Salvia splendens (bonfire salvia), 3701 nucleotides long. Its product is annotated as RNA-binding protein P. NCBI's taxonomy places the organism in Eukaryota, Viridiplantae, Streptophyta, Magnoliopsida, Lamiales, Lamiaceae. The record is from RefSeq and is a predicted model, not a curated record. Gene Ontology annotation, cellular component: nucleus. The coding region runs from base 37 to 1545 and encodes 502 amino acids. Gene Ontology annotation, molecular function: RNA binding. The transcript has 2 exons.
CAUAGGUUUUGUAGAGCUGUUUCAUUCGCGAUAGUAAUGACGAGAACGAAGCAGUCUAAACGAAAACCCUCAAAUCAGGAGCCGCCUGCAACUCCCAAAAUCCACAAAAAAAUUAAGAAGCAGAAGAAAUCCAAGCCCCCUAAACCCGUAGUCCAUGUUUCUGAAUCUGGUUCGGAUUCAGAUUCAGAUUCAGUUCCAGCUUCCGAUCCCAGCACCGAAAUCCAAACCCUACUAGAACCUUUCUCCAAGGAGCAGCUCAUCUCUCUCGUAAUCGAGCUCUCCUCUUCCGACGACAACAUCUUCUCCCUCGUCAAAGCCGCCGCCGACCAGGACAUCGGCCACCGCAAAAUCUUCAUCCACGGCCUCGGCUGGGACGCUACCCGCGAGUUAGUCGAGUCAAUUUUUGGGGCUUACGGCGAAAUUGAGGAUCUUAAUGUGGUGGCUGAUAGGGAAACCGGAAAAUGUAAGGGUUACGCUUUCCUCACCUUCAAAUCAUUCAAAUCUGUGAAAAAAUUGUUGAAAAACCCUAGGGUUCAGGUGGGGAACCGUUUGACCUCGUGCCAGUUGGCGUCGGAGGGCCCACCGGGCCCUGCCGCCGCCGGGAUUGUUUCGCAGAAGCAAUUCUCCGCGUCGGAUUACCCGCAGCGGAAGAUUUAUGUGAGUAACGUGCCGCUGAAUGCUAGCCCGGAGAGGCUGCUGGCUUUUUUUGAAAAAUUUGGGGAAAUUGAGAGCGGGCCGAAAGGGAUGGAUCCGGAGACGGGGAGAUUCAAAGGCUAUGCGAUUUUCGUGUUUAAGACGCCGGAGGGGGCUAAGAAGGUGUUGGAGGAGCCGGUUAAGUUUUUUGAAGGGGGUCAGCUGCAUUGCAAGAAGGCGGCGGAGGGGAAGGGCCAGGUGGCUAGUGGAGCAGCGUCGAUAACGACUGCUCUGCAACCGGUGCAGCCGCAGAUGCUGGCUGCGGUGGCGGCGGCUCAGCAGGUGCAGAAUAUGGCUUUGCUGGGGCAGCAGGCGGGGCUUGUGAAUCCCUUGUAUGGUGGUGGAUUGAUUGGUAAUGCGAACUUUGGUGCGUCUAUGGGUGGGUAUUAUGGGAUGCUCGGGGGUGGGCAGGGCUUGGGGUUAGGGGCCUAUGGUGUUUCUGGUGGUGGAAAUAGUGUUCCGGGAUUAGGUUCCUAUGGAGUUUCUAGUGGUGGCAAUAGUGUGCCGGGAUUAGGUUCCUAUGGAGUUUCUAGUGGUGGCAAUAGUGUGCCGGGAUUAGGUGCCUAUGGCGUUUCUAGUAGUGGCAAUAGUGUUCCGGGAUUAGGUGCCUAUGGUGUGUCUGGUGGUGGCAAUAGUGUUCCGGGAUUAGGUGCCUAUGGUGUGUCUGGUGGUGGCAAUAGUGUUCCGGGAUUAGGCGCUUACGGUGUAUCUGGUGGUAGCAAUAGUGUUACGAGUGGGGCGAUGCUUCAGGGAUUGCAAUUUGCUUAUCCAGGUUUGCAGAAUGGACAAUCUUCUUCUACCUUGCCUAAGACUCCGGGGGCUGGUGGAAGCAGUUACUCUAAAAAACAAUGAUGUAUGAUGACGUAGAUGAACAAACAGAAGUUGGUAAAUUUCUAUUACCAUUUUGUGGGUCAGGGUUUGACUCAUUGAAUAUGGUAUCAGUUUUGUGCUAUAACUUUUAAUUUUCUCCUAGUAUCAUUUCUCUUUUUAUUUUUACUAUUUAAUGAACCUUUUAGAGAACCUGGUGUGCUACAGUCCAGCAUUUCUUCAUACUGUAUAAUUUCUUCUGGAUUUGUUUACUACUAUAUGUGUUCAACUUUAAGUUUGUUCUGUCACUAUUGUUUCAUUUCAUAUGUUUCUUUUAAUUCUAGUAAGUAUAUGUGGAUGCAUAUCCUUACAUAUUUUAGUUUUUUCUUUCUUAUUUCUUUUAUCUGAUUUGUUUUCUUAUACUUAUUUUUGUGUUGAUCCGAGAAAGUUAGUUGCACAAUGUUUUUGGAUCUCUAUUCCCUUUCACCUUGUAUUUUCAAGACAAUUCUUUCUUCUGUAGUAUAAUUUUAGCCCUCUGUUGAAUGACCACAAUUUAGUUUAUGGGAGAAUACAUUGUUUUACCCGUUUUUCACUCAACCUUUCAUCCAAUUCAUAAUCUUUAAACUUCAAAUCACUUCUAAACAUGUAUACCUUUUAUGAAACAUUCCUAACUCUGGCUACCCAAAGAUGGAAAGUUUCAGGAUUAUCUUCAUUGAAAUGUUGGUUGUUUUCCCUUCAGUUAGUAGCUCUUAAAGUAGUUUGUUAUAUUUUACAAUGGUUACAUAAUUUUGUUUCCGUUUUCUUUGCACUUUCUAUAUAUAUCUUGUCUAUGGACCGAGAAUUAUUUGAAGUGUUGCUUUAAUGACAGAUAACUUCAGCUGUUAAAAACUCUUGCUUUAUUUAUGCAACUGUAUGUCCAUAAUCAGCGACAGUGAAGCUCCUGAGGCAUUUUCAUUGAUUAAGUUUUACCUUUUCAAUACCUUUGAACAUAUUUGAAGGAUUAUUUUGCAAUUGUUUCUUUACCUGGAAUUUCUUGUAUAGAUCUUGCCAGGGGACAUUUGUUUGACAUCAAGUAUUGUCUUCCUGGGAAAAUGCUUUUCUGUAACUAAAACUCCAAGAUGUGGAUUCAAUGAUAGACAAACAUAUCUGCAAACUUUCAUUUGCAGUUUUUCAUUCAACUUCUUAAGGCAAUUUCACAUUUACAGUUUCUACUGGAUCUACUUUGAACAACAUAUCAUGUUUUUCAGUGACCUUGUUCGAUGAUUAUUUACCGUUGCCCUCUUUUGUGGCUUUCAUUUCUUUUCUGUGUUAAUGGCAUAUGUUUACAAAUUAACUCUUGCUUCAAAUCAGCUGAGCUACACUACAGUAUUCUGGGAUGGAUUACUUCUUUGUUUGCUUUUUCCCUUGUUUCUUACCUUCGAGAUAGUGAUUGUUACAGAUAGUCUCAAGAGAUCAAUGAGCCACUCAUUUCUUUGCUUUUAAACCAUUUUCUUUUGGAUGGGGAUUUAUAAAUAUUCUUUCUUUUGUAUCUUCCAUUUGCUUUCAUAUUAUCUUCUUGGUGUGUAGUUUGAGGUAGUAAGUGAUGAUUACUGCUCUGGACUUGGAUUUGGGCAUUUUCAGCUCAUUUCUGUUUUGCAUAAUUUUCACUUAUCUGAUGGAGGGAAAAAGGUUUAAAAUCUUCUCAUGGCAAUCGGUACUGUAUGAUGAAUUUCUGGUGAUCGAUUUAAUGAAUUGCCAGUCACCGUGUGAAGGCUGUGCGAGUCGGUUUACUGGACUUCUUCCUCAUGUAAGGUUUGGUUUUUCCUUGAUGAAUUGAAGUAUGCUGGCCUCUUAGUAUUACAGUUGUAAGGUGGUAUAUGUAUCAAAUUCAGGGUGAAAAGAGGCAUAAGUCAUGAGCAUAUAUCACAGUUGAAGCAGGGUGAUGACUGAAGUGUUUAUGAAUGUAUAGACUUCAUGAGCCACGCAUACUUGUCGUCUUCUUCUUCUUCGCCUACAUCUUCCUCGUCGUCAUCUUCUCCCACUCCAUUAGGGCUGCCUUUUUUGUUAACACCAUCGUCAUCAUCUUUGUUAAUACCAUCGUCAUCAUCUCCUCUUAACUGAUGAUGCCUCAUCAAUAGCUUCAUGUAUUUCUUCACAAGAAAACGGAUUGUGUAAGAUUUUGAAGUUAUUACUGACAAACAAGGAGACACGUUAAUUUCAAA